CAGUAGAUGGCAGUAAUGCACCAUAACGCUGUGUGCCAUCUGCCAUAAAAUAAUACCAGAAGAAGAAGCUGACCCUUCUUAUUUCCGGCAUUUCCCGCGCAUGCGUGGAAAACACUUCCAAAUUGAAACGAAGCGAGGGAAAAACUAAAGUGGACCCGGGACUCGUAAGUUCGCUACAUCAGUAUCAUGCCUUUCCACGCUGUGGUGGACGGGGCAAGAACAGGUGUUCAAGUGCCGCAACACCUGACCAGGAUUCCCAUCAACCUCAUCAGCACCAGCUCAGAUUUGACAAAUGCAAUAGUUAAGGGAAAGGUUCUCCGUAAAGGACCUCUAGUCUCAGCCACACUUCAUGACUUCAUCCUGAAAGCUGUCAUUCAAGAAGAAGACUCUCAGCCAAGCAGUUCAGCCCAGAUCAAUGCCAUCAACAUUGUUCUUUUUGGAGAACUGGCAAAGAAUUUCAGUGAGGGUGUCAGCCCAGGGGAUGUGGUGAUGGCCUCUGGCUUCACAGUGAGCAAGUCUCCCACAGCUAGUAAGGACAAGCUUCACCCCCUUCACUUGCUGCUGUCGCAAGAUGCCAAUAUCUAUUGUUUUUCCCAAAGUUCAUCUCUUAAUCCCAGAUCUGCUGUGGACAGCAAAAGAAGCAGCACAGUCUCUGCCGAGGUUUUAAAUAAGACCAAGGUUCCGAAAUACACAUAUACUCGCUUGGGUGACCUGAAGUCUGGAAAUGUAGUCAAUGUGUAUGGUGUAGUUGUGUUCUUCAAACAGCCUUUCAAGUCUCACGGAACAGAUUUCUGCUCCAGUCUGAAGAUCACCGAUCAGUCCAACCGCAAUGUUAGCUGCACCAUCUUCUGUGAAAAGCUGGAGCAACAUCCCAAAAUCUUUCAAAUCGGUGACAUUGUUCGGAUGCACAGAGUCAAGGUCAAGCUCUUUAACAACGCCAUCACGCUGGUCAACACGUUUGGUUUCUCCGUGAUAACAUUUGACGGGAAAUCGAGUGGAACUGUGGAGCCUCGGACAUCCAGCCGCACCUUCCACUUCGAUGAGCAGGACCGGAAAACAGUGGAGGAGCUGCAGAAAUGGAUUUCCACUCAGAACGUCCUUCCAGCAUCGCCAGCCUCAGUCACUUUGUCUGCUAUUCAGCCCAAAGCAUACUUUGAUUUGACCUGUCAGCUUCUGGCAAAAGCUACCAUUGACACCACCUGCACUCUACUGAGGGUUUGGGAUGGGACCAGGAGUCCUAACACUUUUGUGUCUGUUGAUCCCAACGAUGUAGAGGGGCCAACCUCAUUUUCAAGGGAGAAAGAGAGCUUCAUUGCCAAUAUUCUUGUGUAUGACAACCACUCGAUGUUUGCCAAGCAGCUUAAGCAGCUCGGUGCUUUUCUGAGGAUUUACAACCUUCGAGCAGUUCCAGUAUCCAGUAAAGUGCGAGACAUCAACAGAAACCAAGCAGAGGCAGGUGAUCAUCUAGCUCUUCACCUGCAUGGAGGCACGUCAUUCGGCAGAGGAAUCCGAGUUCUUCCAGAAAACAGCCCUGAUGUUGAGAAGCUAAAGAGGGCUAUUGCAUUUCUCACAGAAGAUGUUGAGGACUUUACCGCUGAGCCGACUGAUUUAGAGCUUCAUGAGGUCUGGAGCACUCCACCAGAAUUUUUAGAAGACAAAGCUGAGACAAAUAGCACAUGUAGCACAUCAGCAGAGGGAAGCUGCAGGCCCCAACAGCAGCAAGUGACGCUGUCACAGCUAAAGCAGAGCACGCCUGGCCAGGUUUACCAUGUCCGAGCUCAGCUAAGAUCCUACGAGCCUAGCAAACUCCACCAGGCUCUAAAACUCUUCUGCAGCAAGUGUUCAUCAAUUCAGGACAUUCCAGAUGAUGAACUGUUGGCAACCAUCUUCUCUGACGCAUCCAAAAACUCUGAAAACUGCAGUCUUCCAAAAUGGGCAGUGCCUGGACGUAUCGAGCUUCCUUCAGGGUCCACAAAACGAGCGGUCAGGUUUUACGUGUCCCCUCGAUUAAAGGAAGAGGGCAAACCAAAGGAGCUUCUCUUCAUCAGGGGGACAACUCUAGAAGAAACAUGCCACCUAGCUCAAGGCUACAAGAACAUUGUUCCUGUUACAUCUUCAGAAAGUUGCCUGGCUCUGAUGGAUCUAUCUUCACCUUUCUUGUUCAGAGGGCCUCGGAGAUACUAUGGAUGCAAGCAGUGCUCUCAAGCCACUUUGAGUGAGCUGCCUUCACUAGACAAGCUGUUGGAUGAGAAGAUCAUUGCAGAAGCCCUGGGGGUUCAACUGCUGAAGUUUGUAUUGCUGAUGAAACUUCAGCUCCAGGAUGCAACCGACACACUGGAGGUCUUUCUGUGGAAACAUGCUGAGCUGUUCCUGGGUGUGUCAGCAGAGGAGGUGGCAAUCAGUCAGGAGGCUCAGAGCAGUGUGCACGCCACUUUGGAGUCACUUUGUCCAACAAAGGGCGCUGUUGGUCUCCGACCAUGGCUGGACCUGAGUCUGAUUUCAUACUGGGGAGAUGGGGAGGAGGGCCAGAAGCAGACCUGCUAUCAGAUCUGCAGCCCCCCCAUCUCAAGACCCUCAUCUGGACAGUCAGAGCACACGUGAAUUAGCUCGUCCAGCUCAGUGGGAACGUUUUAUUUUAUUUUAUUUUAUUAUUAUUUUUUGGGGGGCUCGGUGGGAAAGUUCUGCAGCCCCUUCAGAAGUUUGAGAAGUUUUUCUCCUGGUUCAUCCUUCAUAUUUGUUUACCGUGUUGACUUUAUAGACUUAUAUAAGAUGUUCUGACAGAUCUCUAAAAUGUUUUAACUGAAAAGAGUUUAACAUGCAAUAAAUAAUUGAAAUUCA
Oryzias melastigma (Indian medaka) is the source of this 2838-nucleotide messenger RNA. It is a transcript of the gene pot1, whose product is annotated as protection of telomeres 1 homolog. Gene Ontology annotation, cellular component: chromosome, telomeric region; nuclear telomere cap complex. Gene Ontology annotation, molecular function: telomerase inhibitor activity; G-rich strand telomeric DNA binding. Gene Ontology annotation, biological process: telomere capping; regulation of telomere maintenance via telomerase. The record is from RefSeq and is a predicted model, not a curated record. Bases 187 to 2601 code for a protein of 804 amino acids. NCBI's taxonomy places the organism in Eukaryota, Metazoa, Chordata, Actinopteri, Beloniformes, Adrianichthyidae. The transcript is spliced from 20 exons.